AUGGGAGGUCUGAAAGAUGACGAAUGUAGAACAAAAUUCCGCCAACGUGUGCCUAUUCAUGACGCUGCAAGGGAAACGUUCCCGGUUCUAUUGCCACCGAAGAAGUUUGCCUUUGCAUCUGCGGAAACAAAACCCACGUACAAUUCUGUAAGUGUCGCGCGCAGCAGUGGUGACUUCAACCAGGAAAGGAAACUGCGUCGUCAACUGCAACAAGAUCGAGAUAACGAGUGGACGUCAAGAGAGAUGGAGUUUGAAAAAGCGCGGGAGGACAAGAACCCACGGAAAGCCUAUGCUUUACUAAAACACAAGCCUUCCAAUUUGGAGGAACACUUCAAAACCUUGCUGAACCGGCAAGCACCGUCAGCUCCUGAACUCGAGCACGUUCAUAGGCCGACAUAUGCGGUUAACGUGGAACCACCGACCGAGUCGGAGGUUCUGGUCUGUAUCCAUAAGAAGAAAAAUGGAAAAUCUGGUGGAGACGACGGGAUUAGCGCAGAAAUGCUGAAAUAUAUUUCUCCGUCUGGGAUUCGUGAGAUGACAAAGAUCAUCCGUUCAAUAUCUAUAGACGGAAGGAUGCUUGACUCGUGGAGACACGCUAUCAUAAUUUUCCUCCACAAAAAGUUAACCGUCACGGAACCUAAGAACUAUCUAGGAAUCUCAUUGUUGCGGGUUAUGCACAGAGUUUUGAAGCGGAAGCGAGAGCAAGCUGGCUUUCGUCCUCGUCGAUCUACGAUUGACCAGGUGUUUAUCGUCAAGACAGUGAUCGAAAUCUGGCAGCGGUAUUCGAAGCCAAUCCAAAUAGCGUUUCUGGACUUUGGAGCUACGUUCGACUCUCCUCACAGAGGCCGUCUUCUCGACGUGCUCCGCGCAGAGUAUCAGGAAAGUGGCAACUGGAGCAAGACAAGGGGCAGUGGCAUUACCCUUCCAGUUCAAUUUCGCCAUCGACGACAUUAUGCGAAGAAAAGUAGAUCAGUGUCCUGCCGAUAUCAUUCUAGCACCAUCAGGACGCCCCAGGAUCUCGAUUAUGCCACCGACAUUGUUAUAUUCGCGGAAAGCAGUACGAAACUUCAACAUGUUGUCAACCUUGUAUCGAAGCUGCCUGUAGCCUAUGGACUACGUCUGCGCCCUGAUAAAUGCGAGCAGAUGUGGAUCUCUUCGAGACCUCGAACGGGAACCAUAGUGGACGGACAACCGAUAGAACUCGUCGAUGAGUUCGGUUACUUGGGCUGUACGCUGAAGAACAUCGGCAGCUACGAGAAAGAUAUUCAGCAAAGAUGCGGUAAGGCCAUUCCUGCAUCUAACUCCUUAACGAAAUUCCUGUGGUCGACCACAUCACCAACGAAGUCAACCUGCGAGUCUACCUAUCCGCAAUUUGCCCCAUCAUGA
Messenger RNA from Necator americanus (New World hookworm), 1386 nucleotides. RefSeq lists its product as uncharacterized. The record is from RefSeq and is a predicted model, not a curated record. Lineage: Eukaryota; Metazoa; Nematoda; Chromadorea; Rhabditida; Ancylostomatidae. The transcript is spliced from 4 exons. Bases 1 to 1386 code for a protein of 461 amino acids.